GGAUGGACCAUCGUCGAAGUCGGGUCUCGACGGUUCAUCGUUGCAGUUGCCCUCUAGAAGCUAGCGUUGGCUUGCGUUGGCUGUCACUUGGACUAGUGGCCGAAGGGUGUGGCUCGCAGGUCUGGCGCUCUCGCAGUUUCGGAGCCCUGGCGCGAGUUUGGGGUGGCUCUGGUGGCUCUGCCACUGUGCCCCCCCGUCUCAGACGGUCUUCGUCUGGGGCAUGUCUCACACCCUUGAGCCCCAGCAAGCCCAGCCCAGGGUUCUUCCUCGCCAGCGCCGUGGAAUGAUUGGAAUGCUUCUAACCUCUCUCGACGCCCUCCCGGACCCUUCUGCAGCGGCUCCACGACACCUUGCUUCACACGGCCUCCAUCUCCGAUCGACCUUUUCACGAUCCCUAGCCCGACCCGACAAUGUUGGACAUGGAUGAGGUGAGCCAUACUGCGUACCUUAGGCGAGCAUGCAGCAUGGCGGGGAGCGGGCCCCUGGCGUUUCUUGGCCGCCCUGAACCGCACUGAUCGAGUCUGCAGCGUUCCUGACAGAAACCCUGGUCUCCCUUGCUCCAUCGAGAGUCGAUUCAGUCAAAUCAGAAGACUUGUCGCCUUCGACAAGACGUCCAUCGUACCAGUUCCAGGCCCCCGUCCAGCUUCUUUUUGCCCUGUCUGGCUGCUCGUCCACCAUGAAGCGGCGAAGCCCACCCCGGCUAGCCAUGGCCAAGCAUUGGCAAGCAUUUUGGCACCCGGUGCGCCGAAGAGCCAAUCUGAUGGUGCAUGGCUGGGCAUUGACAUGGGCCAAUUCGUGAUUCUCGACCGUGGUCCCCUUUUCGAUUAAUCUUUGCGGCUCCCGCAACUCAAGACUCGACUGUUUUUGUGGUUUGAUGGAGCUUCGUCCCAUCUUUCCUUUACUUCUCGCUCUCCUUACCCAAACUCUCUGCGUGUGUGCGUGCCUGUUCCUGGCGGGAAAGACACGGAAAAUACGGCAUUCAGUCUCUGACCAAGAUUCACACCUCUCACAUUCUCUUGUCCUCACACCCCCCCUCAGACCCAUUUCUGGUCACAUCUCUCGUCUUUUCUUAGUACCCGCACACCCUCUUGAUCACUCUCACUACUCGGGGGUCUUGGCCGUCUUAUCUCAUUGAACUCUGGACAUGUUCUGCAGGUCGCUGUCUGUCUGCCCGUAACUCUUUCCUUUCGUAAUCGCGAAGGUUUACGGAACACUCCACAAACCAAUACACUCUUUUCGAUCCUAGGGUUGAUCCCAACGAACUCACCGACGGCUGGCCUGUUGAACUCGCUCUUUGAAAAAGCAAAUAGUGAAAAGGAAGGAUACGAAUAGUGGAAAAUAUCGAAAUCGAGAAACGCUGGCGACACUCGAAGGUCUCCAGCUUUCGCCCCCGAGCCCACGAUGAGGCAUAGUCUACUCUUCGCCGUGGCAACUCUAACAACAAUCGCUCAGGUGCGUUCACUCAACAUACCGCGGGACAACUUCGUCGAGAUUGGUGAUGAAUUUGGGUUGACGACAAAGCAGGGCGCGGCUGUCGACAAGAGACAAAACAUCAACAUCGAUGGAAGCGGAAACGUCAACGUAGAGGGCGCCAACGCGGGCGCGGUUGAAGUGAAGACGGUGAACCUUGGAAAUGCUGGAUCUCUGAACAAGGGAGCGAAUGGAGGAGGAUCGGGACAGGGCAACCUCAUCGCCGGCAUCUUGGACGCUCUCAACGGCGGCAGCAGAAACAACCAGGGCAACCGCAACAAGCCGAACAACGCUUGCCCUCCAGCUCCUCCAGCUCCGCCGCCGGUCACUGUCACGAAGACGAUCUACCAGAAUGCCUCAGUACCUGCGCCGUUGACGGUCUUCGUUACGCAGGCUCCUCCGCCUCCGCAGAUCAUCACGCAGUUGGUCACGCAAACGCCGCCCGCUGCUGCUCCGCCUCCGCCUCCGGCUGCUCCCCCGGCUGCUCCCCCGGCUGCUCCUCCUGCGGCCCAGCCUGCUGCACCGGCUCCUGCAGCUCCCGCAGCCCCGGCGGCACCGCCAGCCGCUCCUGCGGCAUCGAAAGCGCCUCUGGUCAUUCCGGGACCUCCACCGACAGAUCCAUUCGCUGGCUUGAAAUCGAACCCGCCCCCUGCGGCGGCUCCUGCGGCCACCCCGCCUCCCGCAGCAGCUCAACCUGCUCCGGCUCCCGCUGCCCCUCAACCCCCGGCUGCCCCCCUCGUGGGCAACGCGCCCGCUGUCAGCAAACCGUCCGCCUCCGUCAACCUUGGCGGCCUCAACGGCAACGGCGCUGCCAACCAGCCCGCUGCAGCAACGCCCGUCGCACCGAUCGCCGCGAACCCCGCUCAACCCCAGGUCGCCGUUAGCGGCCUUGCAUUGACAAGAUCUCUCCAGCUCGGCAAUCUCUUGCAAGCGACUGCGCAGCUCCAGGCUCGUGCGACGCCCCCAGCUUAAAGGAUCGACUACUUGUUAAACUCUCUGGUCGACAUGCAAGUGCUGAGGGAGGGUUUUAAUCGGACUGUGAGGUGGUACCCAGGGGAGGGAGGUUGGGUUGCAUAUACUGCGUAUGCAUAAGACGUACCUAGGCGACGUCGUUGACGACUUGAAAGUGGUUCAGCAACGGCAUACGAAAUACCCUAGAUUUUUCGAUUCUUGGAAAAAGGGGGAAGUUGGUUGGAAAGGAAGGGGUUUUUAAUGGUGAAAUAGGGGAAGGAGAGGUCUCGGUUUGGCAUGGUGGUAUAUACGAGAGAGCGAGGAACGUGGAAAAAGGAGGCAGCGUCAGACAAAAUCCACCCUUCACCCUCCUUACGACCACACGUCUCGACCGACUGCGCGCGUGCGAUGAGGUUGGUUUUCUGGAAAGCUUCAACAUGGUGUGGCGUGUGUAAUGGGAAGAUGGAGAGGGAUUUGGAGAAGUUGAGCCAACAUACACACAUAUCCCCCCCGCGGUUGUACAUAAUUCAUUUCUUGAAGGCAUCGAAAAACAAAAAGGCAACACCCAAAC
Molecule: messenger RNA, 2992 nt
Organism: Colletotrichum scovillei
Lineage: Eukaryota; Fungi; Ascomycota; Sordariomycetes; Glomerellales; Glomerellaceae
Exons: 3
Coding region: 1402-2442 (346 amino acids)
Source: RefSeq, a predicted model, not a curated record